UCGAACUAAUAUGGAUAGAUAGCAAUUUUCCAAAGGCUUCAUUUGCAGAGACAGAGAGCUCCAACAAUGGCUACUAGUACCACACCCUCAUCCCUCAUGCUAACGUACGCCUCCUCCUCUGUGCACCCACAAGACUUCACUCCCUCGCUCGUCUCCUUCAAGCCCAAGCCGCUCUUUAAAACUUUUUGUCUCUGCCCACUGGUUUUGAGGCCUAGAGAGAGAAGACCAAGCAAGUGGGUCAAUUUGAGUUUGUUAAAGGAAGCCAAGUUUGAGCCUUACCCUGUCGCUGCGGCUGCUUUGACUGCUGAGGCAGAGGUGGCUGAGGAUGUGGAUGAGGAUGAAGAAGGAAAAGGCGAUAGUUCUGUUACUGUUGCUGUUCCAAAGCCCAAGAAAGGGAAGGCUGCAUUGCUUUUAAAGAGGGACAGAACAAGGUCCAAAAGAUUCUUGGAAAUUCAGAAAUUGAGGGAAACCAAAAAAGAGUAUGAGCUGCAACCAGCAAUAGCUUUACUGAAAGAAAUGACCAAUACAAAAUUUGUAGAAACUGCUGAAGCUCAUUUCCGCCUCAAUAUUGACCCAAAAUAUAAUGACCAACAGCUAAGGGCAACUGUAAACCUGCCCAAGGGAACUGGACAGACUGUUAAAGUGGCUGUUCUUACUCAAGGUGAAAGGUUUGAUGAAGCAAAAAAUGCUGGAGCAGAUUUGGUUGGUGGAGAUGAUUUGAUACAACAGAUAAAAGAAGGAUUCAUGGAAUUUGACAAGUUAAUUGCUUCGCCAGAUAUGAUGCCCAAGGUCGCUAGCCUAGGAAAGAUUCUAGGACCACGAGGGCUCAUGCCAAAUCCGAAAGCUGGUACUGUCACACCUAAUAUACCUCAGGCCAUAGCAGAAUUCAAGCAGGGGAAAGUUGAAUACAGAGCAGAUAAAACUGGUAUAGUUCAUUUACGUUUUGGAAAAGCUGACUUUCCUGAAGAAGACCUUCUCGUAAACUUGCUUGCCGCAGUGAAAUCGGUAGAAACAAAUAAGCCACCAGGUGCGAAAGGUGUUUACUGGAAAAGUGCACAUAUAUGCUCAUCAAUGGGUCCUUCGAUUCGGUUAAAUAUAAGGGAGAUGCUCGAUUUCAAGCUUCCAACAAAUUGAAGAAUACUAACACCUGUACAUGUUGUCUUUAAAUUGUUCAUUCAGCCUCUUAGGUGCCACUGUCAAAACUUUGCGAAUGUAGUUAGUAAAGAUGGUAGGAGAGUAAGGGGAUGAAGAGAGAGAGAGAGAGGAGAGAGGGUGACCUUGAUGUUGUAUCUUGGUUGAGACUGUCCCUUAAAGAGAGCAUAUUACAGUCUCAUCUACCCGAGUGAGAGUGAGAAAGGCCAUGUACUAAUUUUGUGAUCAAUAUUAUCAACUCAUCACUUUUGAUUUUUUAUUUUUUUUAAUUAAUGAGGGAGAUUUUACUGU
Prunus avium (sweet cherry) is the source of this 1443-nucleotide messenger RNA. Its product is annotated as Ribosomal protein L1p/L10e family. Gene Ontology annotation, biological process: translation. Gene Ontology annotation, cellular component: large ribosomal subunit. Gene Ontology annotation, molecular function: RNA binding; structural constituent of ribosome. Lineage: Eukaryota; Viridiplantae; Streptophyta; Magnoliopsida; Rosales; Rosaceae. The record is from RefSeq and is a predicted model, not a curated record.